UCUUCGUCCUCAUCCACCACAUCCUCACCCCCUUCCUCCCUCGUCUUCUCUCAUUAUCUUACCAUGGCUGAGACCCAAGUCCCUACUUUCAAGCUCGUCCUCGUUGGUGAUGGAGGAACUGGAAAGACAACCUUCGUCAAGCGCCACUUGACCGGUGAAUUCGAGAAAAAGUACAUCGCCACUCUCGGUGUCGAGGUCCACCCCCUCUCCUUCUCCACCAACUUCGGUACGAUCUGCUUCAACGUCUGGGAUACCGCCGGACAGGAGAAGUUUGGUGGUCUCCGUGAUGGCUACUACAUCCAGGGCCAAUGCGGUAUCAUCAUGUUCGAUGUCACCUCCCGUAUCACCUACAAGAACGUGCCCAACUGGCAUCGCGACCUCGAGCGUGUCUGCGAGAACAUCCCCAUUGUCCUGUGUGGAAACAAGGUCGAUGUUAAGGAGCGGAAAGUGAAGACUGCCCACGUCACCUUCCACCGAAAGAAGAGCAUCCAGUACUUCGAGAUCUCGGCGAAGUCCAACUACAACUUCGAGAAGCCCUUCCUUUGGCUCGCAAGGAAGCUCGUUGGAAACCCCACUCUCGACUUCGUCGCUGCUCCCGCCCUUGCCCCUGCCGAGGUCCAGGUUGACCCUGCGUUGAUGGCCAAGUACAGCGAGGAGCUGGCUCAGGCCGAGGCCGUCCCUCUCCCCGAGGAAGAUGACGACUUGUAAACUUGCUCCGAAUCCCACACCCUUUUCUCGCUUUUCUUCCAACUGUUCCAACAUAUCAUGUGACGAAGUAGUACCCCCACCCGUGUUUCCAAUAUACAGCGAACGAGCAUUCCGGUCUGAUGUCGAUGGAUUAUCUUCUCGUACGCUUGUUGUUUUGAUAUAAAUGUCAAAGGAUCGCAUUUUCUGC
This is a messenger RNA of Stereum hirsutum FP-91666 SS1, 895 nucleotides long. RefSeq names its product GTP-binding nuclear protein RAN. Gene Ontology annotation, molecular function: GTP binding; GTPase activity. The record is from RefSeq and is a predicted model, not a curated record. The coding region runs from base 64 to 708 and encodes 214 amino acids. The transcript has 7 exons. Gene Ontology annotation, biological process: ribosomal subunit export from nucleus; protein import into nucleus. NCBI's taxonomy places the organism in Eukaryota, Fungi, Basidiomycota, Agaricomycetes, Russulales, Stereaceae. Gene Ontology annotation, cellular component: cytoplasm; nucleus.